Trametes versicolor FP-101664 SS1 is the source of this 567-nucleotide messenger RNA. RefSeq lists its product as uncharacterized. The record is from RefSeq and is a predicted model, not a curated record. NCBI's taxonomy places the organism in Eukaryota, Fungi, Basidiomycota, Agaricomycetes, Polyporales, Polyporaceae. The annotation marks the transcript as partial. The transcript is spliced from 3 exons. Gene Ontology annotation, molecular function: protein binding.
CCGCGACGCGACGAGGAAUUCUACUGUCGCGAUGUCGUCUUCCAGGUGGAGGACAUCCUGUUCAAGGUCUCCCGCCGUCCUUUCGAAGAAGACUCGGAGGGGUUUGCGAGCAUGUUCGCCCUCCCGCCCACCGACCACCCGUCCGGUGUGGAAGGGACCUCUGAUGCCAAUCCUAUUCACCUCCCUGUCACGGAGGACGAGUUUCGAGCACUGUUGCACGUCAUAUUCCCCACAUCCUUCACAACGCGCGCCUUGACGAAGGACAACUGGAUGUCCGUCCUCAAGCUCGCGGACAUGUGGGGCUUCGACGACGUCCGCGACAAGGCGAUAGCUGAGCUCCGCCGGCUCAUCCCCGGCAGCGCCGAGCGCGUCCGCAUCGCGCGCCGUUUUGGCAUCGCGGGCUGGGUCGAGCCCGCGCUCAAGGAACUCGUGCAGCAAGACAUGCUGAGUGCGGGAGAUUUGGAGGCGCUCGGGUGGGACAUGGCCGCCCGCCUGAUACAGAUCCGCGAGAAUGUGCAGUUCAGCGGGAAUUGCACCUGCGGGUGCAACUACUGCUCUAUCGCGCAC